CAGCAAACUGCGCUAUGUCAUGGGUGUGGAAUGUUCGUGUCCAGCUGAUUCCAGCUGCAAAGGCGUUGUUCCGAAUGGAACCACAGGACCAGCUUUGCUCGUGGAUUGGGGCACCGGCCCUGAUUUGUCGUCCGACCCAGAAGAUGGCCUGCCGGUGACCCCGCAGCAUGGGCUGCCAGUGACACCGCGAGGCUUGAUGGUGAUCCCACCCUCCGAUGAAUCUCACGAAAUCGCAUGGCAGGAAUGGGAGGAGAAGUGGCCUCAUUCCCAACUGAUGCCGGGGUGCCCUUUGGAACCCACCGUGGUGGUUGAUGGCCCUGAAGCCGACAGUGUGGCAUUGAAAGCUGUUGACGAACCGGAUCCUCCAGCCACGCCUGGAGCAUUGAAGUUGCCGGCGGGCGAGGAUGUCGUUGGUGUGCCAGAUGGCGAUCGCCAUGUGCCGCCUGCAGAGGAUGUGGCGGAGAAGCUUCAAAUGGCCGAGGCGGAUGCCAGGCAAGAAAUUUCAUCGUUUUCACCGUUGAUCCUCCACCACAUCUCUGCUUACAUGGUGGAGGAGCUAGAAGAUCAAGGUGCUCCUGUGGCUGUUUCCAAGAGGAAGUCCACGCCGCGGGACGGAACCGGCAGAUACGAAGCCAGCAGCCUGAUUUUGUGGUGAAA
Cladocopium goreaui is the source of this 657-nucleotide messenger RNA. The record is from the annotation of a GenBank genome assembly. NCBI's taxonomy places the organism in Eukaryota, Dinophyceae, Suessiales, Symbiodiniaceae.